Molecule: messenger RNA, 1161 nt
Organism: Dromaius novaehollandiae (emu)
Lineage: Eukaryota; Metazoa; Chordata; Aves; Casuariiformes; Dromaiidae
Gene: FGF12
Product: fibroblast growth factor 12
Exons: 5
Coding region: 238-783 (181 amino acids)
Biological process (GO): regulation of voltage-gated sodium channel activity
Cellular component (GO): nucleus; cytoplasm
Molecular function (GO): growth factor activity; sodium channel regulator activity
Source: RefSeq, a predicted model, not a curated record
GCGCCGCCUUCCGCGGGCGGGCUCCGCUUCUCACGCGGCGUCCUUCGGGGCUCGGCUGCAGCUCCGAGGCUUGAGACAAUCCCGUCCCUACAGGAAGAGGAGGAGGGGGCGAGAGCCGGCGGCUCCGGCGAGCUCUCCCGGCCGGGCUCGCGGAUUUUUGCUGGCGAGAGCAGCUGAGGAGGGAGCGCAUCUCCCUGCAACUUCCCCGCAACUUCCCGACGCUCGCGAGGGUCUGCAAUGGAAGGCAAAGAACCCCAGCUGAAAGGAAUUGUGACAAGGUUAUUCAGCCAGCAGGAAUACUUCCUGCAGAUGCACCCAGAUGGUACAAUUGAUGGGACCAAGGACGAAAACAGCGACUACACCCUUUUCAAUCUAAUUCCUGUGGGUCUACGUGUGGUGGCAAUCCAAGGGGUGAAGGCAGGUCUAUACGUUGCCAUGAAUGCUGAGGGAUAUCUCUACAGCUCGGAUGUUUUCACACCAGAGUGCAAAUUUAAGGAAUCUGUCUUUGAAAACUACUACGUUAUUUAUUCUUCCACACUGUACCGGCAGCAAGAAUCCGGACGAGCGUGGUUCCUGGGACUCAAUAAAGAAGGUCAAAUUAUGAAGGGAAACCGGGUGAAGAAAACCAAACCCUCAUCACAUUUUGUACCCAAACCCAUUGAAGUGUGCAUGUACAGAGAGCCAUCGCUGCAUGAAAUUGGAGAAAAACAAGGACGCUCAAGGAAAAGUUCAGGGACACCAACCAUGAAUGGAGGCAAAGUUGUUAACCAAGACUCGACAUAGCUGACAAAUACCAUCCCUUCGUCUAACUGCUCCCCUCCCACUCACCUACCCACCCCACCUGGCGAAACCACACUGAGACCACGACAAACGGAGCAAGGCAGGACCUACCGGUAGUGGCUAGGAGUCCGAACUCAAGAAUCUUUCUUUGUGUAGGAUGAAGACAUCGAACCACAGAUCUUGCCUGUUUCAACGUUUUAGAAAACAAAAAAACCAAAAAAAUAAAAAACAAAUGUUUUAAAUCAGGACUCCAUUAACAUUUUCAAAAGCAAACUGUUUGCUCUGUGAUCAAAGGGAAAAAAAAAUCUCAUCUCUGCAUAAUAAUAAUAAUAACUAAUAAAUAUAAUAAUAAUAAUAAAGAUGUUACCUUUAAAAAUAAAA